Molecule: messenger RNA, 1164 nt
Organism: Anopheles arabiensis
Lineage: Eukaryota; Metazoa; Arthropoda; Insecta; Diptera; Culicidae
Product: carbohydrate sulfotransferase 8-like
Exons: 2
Coding region: 121-981 (286 amino acids)
Biological process (GO): carbohydrate biosynthetic process
Cellular component (GO): membrane
Molecular function (GO): sulfotransferase activity
Source: RefSeq, a predicted model, not a curated record
AUAUCAUGUGUCAUACAUUUAUAUCGUAAAGUAAAAAGACGCGUUACAUGUAGACUCUUUACGUUAAACAUAUCGAACAUUCAGGCGUGCAUCGGAGGCAUAUUCAUAAUCACACUGCUAAUGAUAUGUGUUGUAAACUACGAACUGAUUCGUACAGAAUUUGGAGAAAAAUUUGCUACUGAUAUCAAUAAGUGGAGGCUGUCCCACCUGACCAAUGUUUGCCAACGAUUAAACAAUGGAGGACAUACAAACCUUCAGCCGGCGUUCUAUCUGCACAGCAAAAAUUACAGUUUGGUUUAUUGCCCAGUGUUUAAGGCAGGCACCAGCACGUGGUUCUACAACUUUAAUACAUGGGCAGGAUUCACGGAAUACGAGAUCAUGCAUAACGACAAUCUGUUUCUUGCGCGUAAGUUCUACCCGAUAGAAAAUCGCGUUACGUUAAUGCAAUCAAUGGCACAUUCAUUCUCGUUUAUCAUCGUACGGCAUCCUUUCGAGCGUUUGAUAAGCGCUUUUGAAGAUCGACUGGUGAGUAUGAAAAAUGCGUACUAUUCGCGUGUAUCCCUAGCCAUCUAUCGCCGCUAUCAUCCGACGGGGAGCGGCAAAAUUACAUUCCGUGACUUUGUGCAGUACAUUAUCGAUGAUGUCGAAUAUCGCAACAGCACAAUGGGGUUAGAUAUUCACUGGUGUCCGGUUAACAAUAUCUGCACACCUUGCUUAGCUAGAUAUGAUUAUAUAAUCAAACUGGAAACAUACGAGCAAGAUGUGGAAGUGAUGAUAAAAGCGGCAAAAUUGCAAGGCAAAGUGAAACUAAUGCAAUUAAACCACGUCAGAAAGGAACCUGUCGAAGUUCUGAUGAUGAAAUAUUUUUCACAAAUAACGCAGAAACAAUUAGAAAUGUUGUACAGUAUUUACGAGAUCGAUUUCGAAUUGUUCGGAUAUUCUGCUGACAAAUAUUUUCAAAUACCAAAAGCCGUGACGUGAAUAGUUAUAUUGCAAGAGAAUCGGGAAAAUUUGAAGAAAAGAAGCAAUUACAGCUUUGUGUGUAAACGUUAAACUAAAACAUGAAACAAUCGUGUAAUAUGUAAAAAUUAAGAAAAUUAAAUUAAUACCUUAAAUUUAAAUAAGUUGUUAAUUAACAUGGUAAAAUGUGAGGCUAAAGCUCGG